Caenorhabditis sp. 36 PRJEB53466 is the source of this 800-nucleotide messenger RNA. The record is from the annotation of a GenBank genome assembly. Lineage: Eukaryota; Metazoa; Nematoda; Chromadorea; Rhabditida; Rhabditidae.
AUGGAAGUGGCCAUCGGCUACCGUACCUCCGCUUCGGCAGUUUUGGUGUCAAGGGAUCGGAUUCAGAAGGAACAUCUGUUGGAUAACUAUGAUUUUGAGUUACUGGAACAUUUCGGGGUUAUAUAAAGCUAAUGUUAUACAGGUUCAUUUCCGAGUUUGACGAAUGCGAGGUGGUUCUGGCGGCCGGCAAAACGGUGAAUUUUCUGGAGAAUCAGAAGGUCGACGUGAUCUUCGGGCCGACUUGCAACCGCCCGGGACUCGCCGCCUCCGCCUUGGCUACUUAUUACAAUAUCCCGAUAUUUGAGUGGGGUCUGACGACGUCGAAAGAUCUGACGGACAGCUCCAGAUUCCCAACGACGGUGCCGUUCUCCGUCAAUUUGUAUAGUCUGGCUCUGGCGAUUCGAGCAACGAUGAAGCAGUUCGAAUGGAGUCAGUUUGUGUACAUGUACUCGAACGAUGGGGACGAGGAGAAGGGCGAAUCGCUGAAAGAUGAUGUCCAGGUACGGUAACUCCCGUAUAAUAGCAUCGAAGUCUCUCAGGAAGUGGUCUCGAUAUACGGCGAAAUCACAUUCGCAUACACUUAUCAAAUGUCGUCAAAGAGUCUGGACGACAUGAGAACUGCGGUGAAGGCGGUGAAACAGAAAGGAAGGGGUGAGCAAUAUCUGAAGAUCUGUAAUCAAAAAGAAGGUGUACGAAUACUCAUUGUAGUGAUUGUGACGUGUGUGGCGGCUUCUGAAAACGGAUCCAAGAAGACGGUGAUGCAAGCGACGGCGCUGGAGAAAAAUGCCCUGUACCCAUAA